Messenger RNA from Perca fluviatilis (European perch), 377 nucleotides. RefSeq names its product L-selectin-like. The transcript is spliced from 5 exons. The record is from RefSeq and is a predicted model, not a curated record. Lineage: Eukaryota; Metazoa; Chordata; Actinopteri; Perciformes; Percidae. Bases 30 to 377 code for a protein of 115 amino acids.
AGCAGAGAGAAGCUGUGGACAUUCACAAGAUGGUGAAGAUGCAGUGGAGUCUGUUUGUGUUCAUUGUGAUGGGUCAGUGUUCCUCCAUUGGGGGUCACCUGUAUGACUACCACUUCAUUGGAGAGAAGAAGACCUGGAAAGAAGCCCAGGAGUAUUGCAGAAAGUACCACACUGACCUGGCCACAGUGGCUAACCAGACAGACAUGCAGAGACUCCAAAACCAUCCAAAGUAUCAAGCAGGAGCCUGGAUUGGGCUGCAUGAAAACACAACAAAGAUCGUGUGGCGCUGGUCUCAGCCAGAGGUGGUGUUCAGCAAGAGUGAGAGAGAGUUUUUCGUCCUCAUAUCUAAACCAGAGAAGAACUACUACGACCACUAG